UGCUAAUGGCCGCAUUUCCAAUAACUCCACAUGUAAUUUUCAUUUCUAAUAUCUUCUAUAUCGAUUUCCUAUGUCCAUACCAAAGGUUUUAGUUGUGGCAGAGAAGCCAAAGAUUGCUGAAACGCUGGCUGCUCACUUAUGUACAGAUCAACGCACACUGUUGAAGCGUAAAGGGAUAUCGAACACAUGUAUAACAUGGGAGUGCCGAGGCAAAUUCUUAUCAACUACUGUUGAUUUCAAAGUCACAUCAACUGCUGGACAUAUAUAUUCCGUGGCAUUCGCACCUAGGUACAACUGCUGGAAUUCGACGAAUCCUGUGGAAUUAUUCAAUGGUGAGAUAAUAUUGGAAGAAGCAUCACCGGAUAGCAAGAUACCCCGGCAUCUGGCUUCUGAGGCGAAGGGAUGUAGUUAUUUACUCCUGUGUUUAGAUAAUGAUAGGGAGGGAGAAAACAUAGCCUUUGAAGUUAUACGAGUUUGCCACCAGCACCUAGUAAAAAUAGGAUCCAAACAGAUAUUUCGUGCUCGCUUCUCUGCACUCACCCGUGCUGAUAUUUUACGUGCUGUAGAUAAUCUUUGUGACCCGAAUAAAUUGGAAUCAGAUGCCGUGCGUGCACGUCAAACAAUAGAUUUACGUGUUGGUUGUGCCUUCACCCGCUUCCAAACAACUUUUUUCCAGGGGAAAUACGGUGACUUGGACUCAACGUGCAUAUCCUAUGGUCCUUGUCAAACACCAACACUUUUUUUUUGCGUCGAUCGUUACAAUGCCAUUGCAAGAUUUCAAGAGGAACCAUAUUACAAGCUGAUUUGCGAUAUUUCCUAUGAAGGACAAUAUAUACCUUUUACAUGGAACCGCGGUCGGAUUUUUGAUAAAUCGGUGGCACGUAUUUUCCAACAACUGUUGAUGGGUGCAAAUAAAGGUGUAUUAACUGACAUUGUGACCAAAAGGUCCAUUAAUUCAUCCCCCAAGGCUCUAAACACCGUAACUAUGUUAAAGGAGGCUUCUUCACGGUUUGGAAUGGGACCGCAUAAAACCAUGCAAACGGCAGAACACUUAUACUUAAACGGAUACAUAUCCUAUCCUCGCACAGAAACAGAUUGUUAUCCCACGUCUUUCGACUGGGCAGAAUUAUUGAAAAAACUGCAUACAGUACCUGAAUACACAAAUUUGGUCGACCUUUUGAUGCAGUCCGGGAAUACAUUGGGACCACAGGGUGGACAUGAUGUAGGCGAUCAUCCACCCAUUAUUCCUGUACGUUGUGUAUCGCAAGGUACUUUGACGGGAGAUGACUGGAAACUCUAUGAUCUAAUUGUACGUCACUUCUUAGCUUCAGUUGCAGGCCCAUGCACUACGGAAACUACAACGUAUGAUCUUGAUGUCGGGUCUGAGACAUUCCAAUUUUCAAACACGCGUGUAGUUCGACAGGGAUACACCGCACUUUUACCGAAAUCUCAAAAUUAUGUGAGCAUUGCGUUGAAACUUACGAAAGGGGAAGGAUGUGAUGUGGCCAAAUUUAGAGUCGAGGAAGGGACAACUUCACCUCCACCUUUACUUUCUGAAUCUGAUCUGUUAGACCAUAUGGAAAGCAAGGGGAUAGGGACGGAUGCUUCUAUGGCUACGCAUAUACACAACAUCUUCACACGCAAUUAUGUCCGUUUACUGGGCAAUCGUCGUAUCGAACCCACCAAGCUCGGAAAGGCAUUAGUGGACGGUUAUAUGCAGGUAGAUCCGGAGUUGGUCCUUCCCAGUGUACGAGGUGCCAUUGAAGGCUACUGCAACCUCAUUGCUGAUGGCAAGGCAGAUUGUGAAUCUGUGAUAGAUCACGUUUGUCGAAUGUUCCGUAUGAAAUUCGAGCAUUAUAUAACUAAGAUCGAUUCAAUCAAUACGUUUUUCGAAACGCAGUUUACUCCUAUAGAGGAUUUCGGAGUACCUAUGAGUCGCUGUGGAACAUGUAAUAGGUAUAUGUUAUAUUUGAACCGAGCCCCCGUACGCCUUUUUUGCAAGAAAUGCUCCCAGGAGUAUCCUUUACCACGUGGCGGUACGAUUAAACUUUACAAGGGUAUAAAGUGCCCAUUGGAUAAUUUCGAAUUACUACAAUUCCAGAGCCGUUUACGUGCCUUUUCAUUAUGUCCUAUGUGUUACAACGAUCCCCCUUUCGAGUCCAUUGGAAAUAAAGGGAUGGGAUGCAUUGAUUGUGCACAUCCUACUUGUGCAAAUAGCGCCGACGCACUUACACUCACACGCUGUCCUGGUGAUUGCGAUGGGAUGUUAAUUUUGGACAUAAUCAACGGGGCACCAAACUGGAAGUUUUUUUGCUCAUCAUGCUCUUACAAAUUACAAUUCUCUGACAUUACAAAAAAGGUUGCAAUUAUCACUGGCAAAGAAUGCGAUUCUUGUGAGAGCCAAUUAACCGAAGUAAUACUUAAAGAUGGACGUAAAAUUGAAGGAUGUGUUUUUUGCAAUGAGAGUUUGAAACAGUUGUUGGUUGAUCCGCCAAAGCACACCAAACGUCAUCAUAGACCCCGUCGCAGAGGAAGACGACCACUUCGUUCUCGUUGAGAAUAUCGUAGACUGUUUCAGUAGGGUAACCUAGGGGUUGUAGAUGCGCUAUCUAUUGUAACUAAGCCCUCCGGUAUCGUAUUGUAGUUCAGUCUGCUUCCUUUUCUAAGGCCUCAAGAUCUAGUAUGAGGGGUUCUGCAACAUGUCU
This is a messenger RNA of Babesia bovis T2Bo, 2705 nucleotides long. Its product is annotated as DNA topoisomerase family protein. The record is from RefSeq and is a predicted model, not a curated record. Gene Ontology annotation, biological process: DNA topological change. The transcript is spliced from 13 exons. NCBI's taxonomy places the organism in Eukaryota, Apicomplexa, Aconoidasida, Piroplasmida, Babesiidae. Bases 71 to 2557 code for a protein of 828 amino acids. Gene Ontology annotation, cellular component: nucleus. Gene Ontology annotation, molecular function: DNA binding; DNA topoisomerase type I (single strand cut, ATP-independent) activity.